AUGCCGGACCCGGACCCGCCAGUUACAACGCAAGUUAAUAAUGCUCCUGUGUACCAGAUUCCUGCCCCUAAGCCUUUUUCAUUCAAGGCAAGCGACUGGGAUCAAUGGCACUUACGAUUCCAAAGAUUCAGAACCGCGUCAGGUUUGAACCAAAAAGUUGGUGAUGAACAGGUUAAUUCCUUGAUUUAUUUAAUGGGACCUCAAGCAGAGUCGAUAUUUGAGUCUUUUAAAUUAUCUGGAGAGGAUGCCAGUGGUGGAAAACGAGAUGUACAAAUUACGAAUGCGCUCAUUUACAUGGUAUGUAAAGACAAUGCACCUCAUUCAAUAGUGGAAAAGGAGGGUUUCCUGCAUUUUACCCGAACAAUUGCACCUUUAUACAAACCACCUUCCAGAAAUACUGUGAGUUUUUAA
This is a messenger RNA of Brassicogethes aeneus, 411 nucleotides long. NCBI's taxonomy places the organism in Eukaryota, Metazoa, Arthropoda, Insecta, Coleoptera, Nitidulidae. The record is from the annotation of a GenBank genome assembly.